Messenger RNA from Racocetra persica, 275 nucleotides. NCBI's taxonomy places the organism in Eukaryota, Fungi, Glomeromycota, Glomeromycetes, Diversisporales, Gigasporaceae. The record is from the annotation of a GenBank genome assembly.
AUGCUUAAUCUGAAGGCUUCUGAAUCUUGCGAAGCUGUGCAAGCUAGGCAUAUAGUGACCGCUAUAGAAGACACUUUUUUUGUAGUUUCAUUUCCAACAUUAUUAACCUCCUAUGAACCACAAACAACAUCACUUCUAUCAAACCUAACUGACCAACCUCUUAUAAACUUAAACUAUAACAAUGAACUAUUUUCAAUUUCUGAUCCACAACUUGAAACUAUAACACAACAAACCAAAGAACUAAGCUCUAUAAACUCUCUUACUUGUUAUAACAA